GUAGCAGUAAGUAUUUUAAGAUUGGACAAUAACGUAUCCACUUAGUUAUAUUUAUAAUUAAGUCGAAAACCAUAUUGGAAACCAGAACUGGGUUCUAACGACGUUCAAGCUGUCCUGUACAGAAAGUCCAGGGCAGUGCCAGUGGCAGUAAGUUCAGUAAACACCCAAAAUAUACUAGAUUCUAGGUCAUCAUUAUUAUGACAGAAAAUGAACUGUAACCAUGACUAAUAUGGGACUGUCACUAAAGAUGUGCUGUUCGUGUUUAACUGUUCCUUCAUCAACGACACUAUUCGUAAGAAUUUUCACUUAUUAAAUUUGGUAUCUCCAAGUCAUACCAUAGAAGAUGUAAAAGGAAUUUUAGAAAUGCAGUUUUGUAUGCCUGCUGCUCAACAGAAACUGGUAUACAAGGGGAAGACACUUACAGAUGGAAAGAGGCUGUCAGAUUAUCACAUUUCUGAUGGAGAUAAAGUGUUUCUGUUUCAAAAGAAGGGUGAUAUGUCUGGUGCAAGUACACCCAUUACUCCAGGACAUACAUCAGUAGAAAUACCCCACCCCCUUGGUGAAACAGGGUCCAGUACCACCACUGUUCUAUGGGACAAGCUUCAUGACUUCCUACAGAGACAUUUUACUAAAACAGAUGCACAAAAAGUCUUAGCAGAAUUUCAAAAGGACUUUUAUGUACAGCUGAAAUGUUUAAGCCUUGAUGAUAUAGAAAGACUUGCUGCCAACAAACUUCGAGUGAAUGCUAAUGGAAAUGUGAAUGGGCAUGAACGAAUGACUUGAUAUUUAGUCACAUUAAAUUUAUAUUGAUACUUCUUUGAAUUUUAUUUUAAUCAUGUAUCAUCUGGAAUGGUCUUAAAUGAAAUGUAUACACAACAAAGGUCAAUUUUGAAACUUCACUGUCCAGUGAUUUUAUAUAAAUGUGAAUUUCCUAACAGUUUCCUCACUUAACACUUUAAAGUCUUGCUACAUUUGUAAUCGAAUUGUACUCCAGGGUUUGUGCCAGUUAUUGUAAUCAAACAUAGUAUCGUAAAUGUUGUAGACUGAACGAAACAUACAUGUUUAAUAAACAAAUAAUCCGAUACAGCACAGGAUGUGUUUGUGAUCAAACGUUUAUCAAAAGGUUAGUCACUGUUAUAAAAUUCUUUGCCCCGACAUCCAGCAUGUUUUGUAAUGAAUAUGGUAAGAAUACAAUUAGAAAAUAUUUUUUAUGAUAAGAAGGUAAAGAGGAUAGGCCCAUUGGGCCAUGUUUAACUUUAUAUGGCUAUAUAGGCAUUUCCAGGUAUCUUAUCCAACAUAAUUCCUAAAUGAUAUUGUUUUGUGUAAAGUUUAUGGAUAGAUUCAUUGUGUGAAUAAUGAAUUCAGGUUUCAGUGAAUCAGUUAGAUAACUUAUAUUUCAUUGUAAAUAAAUUUUAGAUUUCUUAUGAUAUUUGAAUUCCUGAUAGAUGGCUUACUUCAGAUGAUCAAUAUCUCGAAAAAGUCUGAAGUACACUGUUGUUGAACUUUUCUCUUUCAAUGAUUUUUAUGUUUAAUAUGCACAUAUGUUUUUACCUUGAUAACAAUGUCAGCAUAAAGUGUUUCAAUGCUGAUAAAGAUAACCGUUUAUACAUGCAUGUAACUUAUUUUAUCUGGUGACUGAAAUCUAAACGACCAAAUGGAUUAUAAAAAUGAAAGGUGUAGGAUUCUUUAGAAUUCUUAAUUUUAUCAUCACUAUUUAAUAACAUUUGUGUGUGACAUUGAUAUCCAUUAAAAGUAUUGAAAGCAUUGCUUAAUUUCA
Molecule: messenger RNA, 1777 nt
Organism: Pecten maximus
Lineage: Eukaryota; Metazoa; Mollusca; Bivalvia; Pectinida; Pectinidae
Product: ubiquitin-like protein 4A
Exons: 4
Coding region: 364-783 (139 amino acids)
Biological process (GO): post-translational protein targeting to endoplasmic reticulum membrane
Molecular function (GO): protein binding
Source: RefSeq, a predicted model, not a curated record